Messenger RNA from Priapulus caudatus, 1666 nucleotides. Its product is annotated as HORMA domain-containing protein 1-like. Lineage: Eukaryota; Metazoa; Priapulida; Priapulimorpha; Priapulimorphida; Priapulidae. The transcript has 13 exons. The record is from RefSeq and is a predicted model, not a curated record. The coding region runs from base 200 to 1411 and encodes 403 amino acids.
GGCUAUCAUCAUAUGACAAUGUCAAUGAAAUGAUUGUCAGAUUGAAUAAGACACUCGCUCAAUUUUGAAAUAAUGAAAUUAAGUAACAGAUUCAACCUUCUAACUUCUAGAUUUUGUUAGGUAAACCAGCUUCACAUUGUUUGCUAAUUGCACUAAAGUAUAUGCUAACAUUCUAAGGGCACUACAAAACGAAAGGAGAAUGAGUGGUGUGGCGCAGUUAGCACGUGGCCCAAAGACUGGAACGUGGGGAGAAAUCUUUCCAACGGAGCAAGCUGUAGAGCAACAAUCACUGCUGUUUAUGAAGAAAUUGGUUGCUAUGGCAAUUUCACAUGUUGCAUAUUUGAGAGCUAUCUUCCCUGAGAAUGCCUUUAGUGAUCGCUGUCUAGAAGAUUUGAGUUUAAAGAUCUUGAGAGAUGACUCUUCGUGCCCUGGAGCCUGUCAGGUGAUUCGUUGGCUUAAAGGAGUCUUUGAUGCACUAGAACGAAAAUACCUACGAAUGUUAAUCCUAGGAAUAUAUGUAGACCCUACUCAACCAGAGAAGCUAAUAGAGUCAUAUACAUUCAAAUUCAGCUAUCAUGCUGAUAGCAGUGGAGUGACAAUCUUCAGAAACAGCCAGAAGAUGGCAGCAGCAAAGUCAGCAGCAGAAACCCGAAAAGCCACAAUGAUACUAUUGCGCACACUCGUGGUGCUGACGCAGGGGCUCGGCUGCCUUCCAGAUGACGUCAUGAUGACCAUGAAACUUCUCUACUAUGACGAGGUGACCCCUCCGGCAUAUGAACCGCCAGGCUUCAGACCAUCGGACACCGACUCGUACAUGUACGAGGAUGAACCCGUGAACAUAAAAGCUGGCGACGUUGCAACUAAAUUCCACAAACUGAAGGUUCGAAUCAAAGUUAGCAAGAAGAACUUUGGAGAGGAUGGUGUAGAUGAAACGGAUGCCAAUGUACAUCCGGUGACCAACGAAGGAUUGGAUAACUCGGACGAUGACCUCUCUGACCAAAUGGACGUUGCGGCGGAAAAGGUGUUGAGCAGCAACUCUUCAUCACAAGAAGAAGGACAAACACGAUUCGCAUCCACCACUGCGAAAGAACCUGCAGUGCCCGACCCCAUUAGCCCCACACGGCCGUCAGGCGCCAAGGCACCAAUCACAGGCGCUGGCGACGGGGCCUCUCCAGGAACUAUUGCAAAGCAAUUGCAGUACCUCGCACAACGAACAGGCCAGCUCGAUCUCUGUCGCACGUCUGAACAGCUGGGUGCAGAAGAUAGGAGCAAUAGAGCAGCCGGUGUUGCUAAGGGUAGAAAGAGACUGCUCAAUAUCGAAAACAAGCCUGCGCUGCAUGAUAGCCAGGAGUCGGACACACAAGUCAACCAGCGCCGCAGCAAGCGCCGAAAAGCCAGCAGAGCCAAUUAACCACGAAGAGUUGGCGUGAUAUGCUUCCAUGAGCAAGAACGGGGAAAAGCAGAAAGGCACAUGUGCAUUUAGAACCUGAACGAGAGACCAGUAUCGUCGGUGGCAGCUGUGACAUUCACUUAACCUGCUGGAUCCGCAUUGCUGAAUCAUAAUCAACACGCAGCCAAUGAUUUUUUAAUUAGAACUAGCUAGUGUCAAACGAACAAGCUAGACUGAUGUGGCUGUGACAAAAAGGAACCAAAUUAUAAUACAAAA